Molecule: messenger RNA, 4314 nt
Organism: Myodes glareolus (Bank vole)
Lineage: Eukaryota; Metazoa; Chordata; Mammalia; Rodentia; Cricetidae
Source: RefSeq, a predicted model, not a curated record
UUGUCAAAAGGCGGCUGCCGAGCCCCAAACGCCGGGAGCGCCAAGCAGCGUGUCCACCCGCCAGACCAGAGUUCUGCUGGUUGGACAUAUCUGCAAGACUUCCCAGGAGAACAUCCUUGGACCCUGCUCACCCCUGCUCCUUCAGGAAGGGCCCUCCUAGGCCGGUGGCUAUGCUAAGGGUGCCAGCCCUAUCUGGCACUGACUCUCACCCUGGCUGUGACCUGCCUGCUGUUCCUACAGGGAUGGAAGCCAUGGCAGCCAGCACUUCCCUGCCUGACCCAGGUGACUUUGACCGGAAUGUGCCUCGCAUCUGUGGAGUAUGCGGAGACCGAGCCACGGGCUUCCACUUCAAUGCUAUGACCUGUGAAGGCUGCAAAGGCUUCUUCAGGCGGAGUAUGAAGAGGAAGGCACUGUUCACCUGUCCCUUCAACGGAGACUGCCGAAUCACCAAGGACAACCGCCGCCACUGCCAGGCCUGCCGGCUCAAACGCUGUGUGGACAUUGGCAUGAUGAAGGAGUUCAUCCUAACAGACGAGGAGGUGCAGCGUAAGCGGGAGAUGAUCAUGAAGAGAAAAGAGGAAGAAGCCUUGAAGGACAGUCUGAGGCCGAAGUUAUCGGAGGAGCAGCAAGGCAUCAUAGCCAUCCUGCUGGAUGCCCACCACAAGACCUAUGACCCCACCUAUGCUUACUUCAGGGAUUUCCGGCCUCCAGUUCGUGCGGAUAGGAGUGAGGAGAGCUAUCCUGAAAGGCCCACACUCAGCUUCUCCAGGGUGUCCUCCUCCUCCAGCUCCGAUCUGUACACCACCUCACUAGACAUGAUGGAACCAUCCAACUUUUCCAACCUGGAUCUGAGUGAAGAGGACUCUGACGACCCCGCCGUGAGCCUGGAUCUCUCGCAGCUCUCCAUGCUGCCACACCUGGCGGAUCUGGUCAGCUACAGCAUCCAAAAGGUCAUCGGCUUUGCCAAGAUGAUCCCAGGAUUCAAGGAUCUCACCUCUGAAGACCAGAUUGUACUGCUCAAGUCAAGCGCCAUUGAGGUUAUCAUGUUGCGCUCCAACCAGUCUUUCACCAUGGAUGAUAUGACUUGGGACUGUGGCAGCCAGGACUACAAGUAUGACAUCGCUGAUGUCUCCAAAGCUGGGCACACCCUGGAGCUGCUUGAGCCCCUCGUAAAGUUCCAGGUGGGGCUGAAGAAGCUGAACUUACACGAGGAGGAACACGUCCUGCUCAUGGCCAUUUGCAUCGUCUCCCCAGACCGACCCGGGGUACAAGACGCCAAGCUGGUUGAAGCCAUUCAGGACCGCCUAUCCAACACACUGCAGACCUAUAUCCGCUGCCGCCACCCACCGCCAGGCAGCCACCAGCUCUAUGCUAAAAUGAUCCAGAAGUUGGCUGACCUGAGAAGCCUCAACGAGGAACACUCCAAACAGUAUCGCUCCAUCUCCUUCCAGCCCGAGAAUAGCAUGAAGCUCACACCCCUUGUCCUGGAGGUGUUUGGCAAUGAGAUCUCCUGACCAGGGUAACCUGCAGUGGUGCCUGGGUGGGGCCGCUCCUUCAGGCCCUGUGCCCAGGCUCUGGGCAGGUUGAGGUCCAGCAGUGACUCCUGCCCCCUUCUGGAGUUCAGUCCUUCCUCUGCCAUUGCCCAUGUCUGUCUGGCCCAUCCUUUCCUCCUGCCCAGCCUGUCCCCCUUUCCUGUAGAUUGCAGGUUGGCCCUGUCCCUUGAGACUUCAGUUAAGGAGAGACUGCUACUCAAUUGACAAAGAAACUCAAGCGGGCAGAGCGGGCAGAGGCUGAAGGCAGAGCUCUGUCUGGGGAGGCUCCCAUUAUAAGGGACCACUGCUUGUGCCAAGGGAGGCAGGCAGGAGAAAUGUGCCCAUGUCUCAGGGACAGGUACCUGUACCUCCCCACCUUCCCAAUGCCUAAUGGGAAAUCCCCUACCCCUGCCAAAAAGGGUACCCACUUACCCACAAUCCUCUGCAUCCCAUCUCAUCCUGCUGCCAGUGUGUGCUAUUUCACCCCAGGACCCAAUGUGGGGCCUCCUUCCUCUGCCAUUAUACUCAUGGACUUGUUCACUGCCAAGAUGACCAAAUACACUACCACACUAACCAACAAGUACUCACCUAGCUCCAGAGUUCCCACCUUUGAGGAAUUCCCCGGGACCAGGACCUCUGGAACCAGGGGGCUUCUUCCCCAUCCCAGAACCACUGACCUAGAAAAGCACCUAAGGAUAGGACCCAGGGGAUGGGACACAGGCCAAGUAAAGAGGAACAGAGCCAGCCUGUUCUUUCCACGGGACAAUGAAUGAGACCCCUCUGUCCUUGUCAUCAAGCUGAGGGUCCUUCAACCUGGAGAUAUUGGGACCUCUCCUCUUACCUACACACGUGUCAGGACCAAAUGUCCCCAACUUCCAGAAGCUCCCCAGUCCUGUCUUCACCCCUUACCCCGCCAGUGCCUUAUCACCUACCUAGAACAGCACCUCUUUCUCUGGCUUUCCGGGAGUUCACCAAGGAUGUCCCAGAAGUCAUCUCAGCUUCCCCGUCACCCCCAUUUGGAGCAGCAGUGUCUCCCCUUGCUUGCCUAGGGGGAGCUACCUUUUCUUCCUGUUGGAAGGAGAUGGGGGGAAGCCAAGAGCUGCCCGAGUGGAGCUCCAAGCCUGCUAUCCAGAUAAAAAACCAGACAGGAGCACUCUUCACCUCCGGAGAUAGGUAGGGGUGAUCAGAACGUGUGGAGUGCAAAGAUAUGGGACCAGUUUCCUGAUUCCCACCCACCACCCAAAGUCAAGGGAGGCCUAUGGAACGGACAGGCGAUGGGCUAGGUGCACAUCUUCAAAUUCCACUCCUCUGUAGCAGCCCCGCCCAGGAGCUUGGAGCCCUGAUCCCACUCACCCCAAGCACACCCCUUUCUGAUCAUGGGUUGUAGGUGUGUGGGACCCACACAGAAGAGGUUCUCAUAAGGGGACUCAUAGAAGGUCCUUAGGUAAAUGCUUGAUUUGGGGAACACGGCCACAUUGAAAGCAGCAACACAGUGCUAAGGUCGGUGGGAACAUAGUGACACUUUUUUGUAUUCCCCGGAAACCCUGGGACAAGACAGAUUUAUCACUGCAAGAACCAUUAGUAUCCACCUUGCCCGGCGUGUCCCAGAAUUCAAGUGGAAAGCAUCUGGGGCCACAUUCCCAUAUUGCAAAAUGACGUACAGAAGGUUUCAUUUUAAUUUUCUUAGAUCAGGGUUGCUUUCAGAAUUAGACCCCACCUAGACUGUGUUCUACCACUGAGGUGGCAGCACCUGAAUCAGCAGUGUGUGUGUGUGUGUGUGUGUGUGAAAAUAUUGUACAUUAAUGAUUAUUGUUAGUGCUUUAAAAAACUACAGAGAGACUUGAUUUUAGCUGCAGAACACAUUGAUCCAGCUCGCUGUUCAAUGGGAGGGAACGUCUGAAAAUUGCUAAGGACUUCAGCGCCUUUAUAACAAGAACCUGCCAUUAGAGAAGAGCAUGGUUUACUGGGGCUUUUAUAGUCAGAAAUGUCCCCAGGCCAGGAGAAACUCUAAACUUAUGGCCCUGGGCCGUUUUAUAUUGAGCCUGUUUCCACUGCUCUGGUAGAUGGCCCAGGGUUUGAGGAAGCCCUGGAUUUUAGAGCAAACCGACAUCUGGGACUUCCUUCUUCUCCCCCCCACCCCUAAUAACCCACCCACCUGUGCAAAGGUCUCGCUUUUGGACUCUCCACUUCAGCCCUGUGUGCUACUGUUGUCUUGUCAAUAACAUGUGUCGGUCUUUGGAAAACUUCCCUCUGUCCUCUUCCUUUUCUGCUUUCUCCACGAAACUCCACAGGCCUCCAGAGCAGGCCAGUUAAUCAGCCCAAGGACCCACCACUGAGGCAGCGCCCAAAGGGAAUCCUAGGAGCAGGAGAAAAACAAACUGGCCAAGAAAGGUUGAGAAGCAUGUCUAGUUUGUUUAUUCUGAACACACGAAGAAGAGCUUGCACUUCUGAUAGGUAUUACUAGACAUGAAGGGAAAUAGACAGACACCAAAAUGGAAAAGCAGCAAGAUUUCCUGAGAUAGGAGAAUCCUCCUGCUGCCUAAGAGGAGGGAAGUCAGGAGUCCAAGCCGGGUCAACAGUGGUGGUGGACAUACGUGACAAAUCUGGUGGACAUUAGACAUCUAAGGAGCCUCUAGAGAUUCCUGUAAAGAAAAAAAAAUGUUUUCUAAGAUUUUGUCAAAUAAACCGUGAAAAGGCUUUGCCGAGGGUACCAGACGGCUCACGCUUGCACAGCGCUCACUCUGACAAGCACCGCUGUAAAUAAAGGCCUCGUGAAAACCAA